Molecule: messenger RNA, 5837 nt
Organism: Heterocephalus glaber (naked mole-rat)
Lineage: Eukaryota; Metazoa; Chordata; Mammalia; Rodentia; Bathyergidae
Gene: Wwp1
Product: WW domain containing E3 ubiquitin protein ligase 1
Biological process (GO): protein ubiquitination; proteasome-mediated ubiquitin-dependent protein catabolic process
Cellular component (GO): cytoplasm
Molecular function (GO): protein binding; ubiquitin protein ligase activity
Source: RefSeq, a predicted model, not a curated record
GUCGGCGCGCGCGGCGUGCGGGUUGCGAGUGGCUGCGGGCGGCCUUGGCUGCCGGGGCCGACGCCUGCUGCGAGAUGGCGAUCCUGGGGGCGGAAGGCUGAGGGCGGAAGGCUGAGGGCGCCCGCCGCGGGACGAGGAGGCGCCGCUGCCCAACCCCGGCGGCCGCGAGCCGGCGGCUUCGCGCCUGCAUCUUGAAAAAAGUCCGGAUAAAUCUCUUUUUGUGGGGGAGAUACCACUAAAGUGGAAAGAGUACUUUUUCCUUCUGGAAUCUGGAGUGGAAUGCCUUACAGAAAUGUAAGGAAUAAGGGUUGUCUCUUCACCAGACUAUGAACUCCUUGAAAGAAAGAAUCGUGUGCUACUCAUCUUUAUAUCCCCAGUGUCUAGCACAGCUCUUGAUACAUAGUUUAAGCUGAAUUUUGGAACAUGGCCACUGCUUCACCAAGGUCUGAUACUAGUAAUAACCACAGUGGAAGGUUGCAGUUACAGGUAACUGUUUCUAGUGCCAAACUAAAAAGAAAAAAGAACUGGUUUGGAACAGCAAUAUAUACAGAAGUAGGUGUAGAUGGAGAAAUUAAAAAAACAGCAAAAUCCAGUAGUUCUUCUAAUCCAAAAUGGGAUGAACAGUUAACUGUAAGUGUGACCCCACAGACUACAUUGGAAUUUAGAGUUUGGAGUCAUCAUACUUUAAAAGCAGAUGCUUUAUUAGGAAGAGCAACUAUAGAUUUGAAACAAGCUCUGUUAAUGCACAAUAGAAAAUUGGAAAGAGUAAAAGAACAAUUAAAACUUUCCUUGGAAAACAAGAACGGCAUAGUGCAAACUGGUGAAUUGACAGUUGUGCUUGAUGGAUUGGUGAUUGAGCAAGAAAAUCUAUCAAACUGCACCUCAUCUCCAACCAUAGAAAUACAGCAAAAUGGUGAUGCCUUACAUGAAAAUGGAGAGCCUUUGGCAAGGACAACUACCAGGUUGGCCGUUGAAGGUACUAAUGGAGUAGAUAAUCAUGUACCUACAAAUACUGUAGUCCAAAACACAUGCCAUUCGUAUAUAGUUAAUGGAGACAGUGCACCUUCACCUCCAUCUCAGGUUGCUGCCAGACCCAAAAAUACACCAGCUCCAAAAUCACUCUCAUCUGAGCCUACCAGUGACACCAUUAAUGGAGAAUCAUCCUCAUCUGCACCAACUGAUAAUGCUUCCGCCAUGGAUAUUCCUGUAGCAUCUGAAGAAACCACUUUAACUUCAAAUUGCCCUAGUGCUACCAUAGAAGAUCCUCCCAUUCAACAGAUAGUGGCUUCCUCAGAACACAGUGAAAGUGUUCCUUCCUCCAGUGCAGAACUGGAAUCUGAAGCUAGGAGCAUAUUAGACCCUGACUCCUCUAAUUCUGGAAGUAAUGCUGCUUUUGACAAAAUUAGGCAUCCAGAUGGGUGUAUGGAAUCUAUACGACAGCAAUCUGGAAAUACCAACACAGAAUCUUUGCCAUCAGGGUGGGAACAGAGAAAAGAUCCUCAUGGUAGAACCUAUUAUGUAGAUCAUAACACUCGAACUACCACAUGGGAGAGACCACAACCUUUACCUCCAGGUUGGGAAAGAAGAGUUGAUGAUCGUGGAAGGGUUUAUUAUGUGGAUCAUAACACCAGAACAACAACAUGGCAGCGGCCUACCAUGGAAUCCGUUCGAAAUUUUGAACAGUGGCAAUCUCAACGGAACCAGCUACAGGGAGCUAUGCAACAGUUCAACCAGCGAUACCUCUACUCGGCUUCAAUGUUAGCUGCAGAAAAUGACCCAUAUGGACCUUUGCCGCCAGGCUGGGAAAAAAGAGUGGAUUCAACAGACAGGGUGUAUUUUGUGAAUCAUAACACAAAAACAACUCAGUGGGAAGAUCCAAGAACUCAAGGUUUGCAGAAUGAAGAACCCUUGCCAGAAGGCUGGGAAAUUAGGUAUACUCGGGAAGGUGUUAGGUACUUCGUUGAUCAUAACACAAGAACCACAACAUUCAAAGAUCCUCGCAAUGGGAAGUCAUCUGUAGCUAAGGGUGGUCCACAGAUUGCUUAUGAGCGCAGCUUUAGGUGGAAACUUGCUCACUUCCGUUAUUUGUGCCAGUCUAAUGCAUUACCCAGUCAUGUUAAGAUCAAUGUGUCCCGGCAGACAUUAUUUGAAGAUUCCUUUCAACAGAUUAUGGCAUUAAAACCCUAUGACUUGAGGAGACGAUUAUAUGUAAUAUUUAGAGGAGAAGAAGGACUUGAUUAUGGUGGCCUAGCAAGAGAAUGGUUUUUCUUGCUUUCACAUGAAGUUUUGAACCCAAUGUAUUGCUUAUUUGAGUAUGCGGGCAAAAACAACUAUUGUCUACAGAUUAAUCCAGCAUCAACUAUUAAUCCAGACCAUCUUUCAUACUUCUGUUUUAUUGGUCGCUUUAUUGCAAUGGCACUAUUUCAUGGAAAGUUUAUUGAUACUGGCUUCUCUUUACCAUUCUACAAGCGCAUGCUAAGUAAAAAACUUACUAUUAAGGAUUUGGAAUCCAUUGAUACUGAAUUUUAUAACUCCCUUAUCUGGAUAAGAGAUAACAACAUUGAAGAAUGUGGCUUAGAGAUGUAUUUCUCUGUUGACAUGGAGAUUUUGGGUAAGGUUACUUCACAUGACCUGAAGUUGGGAGGUUCUAACAUCCUGGUGACUGAGGAGAAUAAAGAUGAAUAUAUUGGUUUAAUGACAGAAUGGCGUUUUUCUCGAGGAGUACAAGAACAGACCAAAGCUUUCCUUGAUGGUUUUAAUGAAGUUGUUCCACUUCAGUGGCUACAGUACUUUGAUGAAAAAGAAUUGGAGGUUAUGCUGUGUGGCAUGCAGGAGGUUGACUUAGCAGAUUGGCAAAGAAACACUGUUUAUCGACAUUAUACAAGAAACAGCAAACAAAUAAUUUGGUUUUGGCAGUUUGUGAAAGAGACAGACAAUGAAGUGAGAAUGCGACUAUUGCAGUUUGUCACUGGAACCUGCCGCUUACCUCUGGGAGGAUUUGCUGAGCUCAUGGGAAGUAAUGGGCCUCAAAAAUUUUGUAUUGAAAAAGUUGGGAAAGAUACCUGGUUACCAAGAAGCCAUACAUGUUUUAAUCGCUUGGAUCUACCACCAUAUAAGAGUUAUGAACAACUAAAGGAAAAACUUCUUUUUGCAAUAGAAGAGACAGAGGGAUUUGGACAAGAAUGAAUGUGGCUUCUGGUCUUGGAGGAGCACUUGGAUUUAAAUACCCCAGCCAAGAAAAAUUGCGCAGAUAGUGUAUAUAAGCUGUUCAUUCUGUACAGUGAAUUGUCUGAACCUCUCAAAAGCAUAAACAUUUUCCGUUCUUCCACAGAAAUAUGCAAAACAGUUCAUUUUCUACUUUAUUUAUUAUUCCCUUGAAAUGACUGGGAAAAAGAUCAUCCUUAAAUUUUGAAGCAAGAGACUUUAUUAAAAAUAAGUAUGUAUCUAUAUAAGCAUAUAUGAUAGUGGCUCUAGUUUUAUAGAGCUCCAGGUGUAUUAAACAUGACAGCUGUUCAUUCACAAAGAUCUGAAUUUGCUUUACCUUGUCUCUAUGAUCCAGGGGAAAUGUGCAAAUUGCUCCAUGUUCUUCUCCCUUAUGUAACAUCUCCAGAGGGUGUUUAGUUGCGUGCCUAUUUAGGAAGGUAUUAAGGGCUUAGGGCAAAUCUUGAGUGUAUUAAAACAAUGCUGCUGGAUUUUCUGAAGACAGGUACUUGAACCUGUCAUUUUGUUUUAAAUAAAUCCAAUAGUGAAAAAUUUCCCUCUUUGCUAAAUCAGUGAUACAGUAAAAGUAAUGAGUGAAACUAACUUACAUGGAAGUCACAUACUCGAUCUAAUAACAUUUACUUUGUUAUGGAGGUUGGAAAGAAUUCAUUGAGCAGUGUAGAGGUUUGUUUACAUGUUACUUUGGGAUGAUAGUUAUUUGUGAAAUUAAAAAGAAUUGACUACUCCUGUUUUUAAAAUCUGUGAUUCUUUAAAUUUUAUUAAUAGCAAAUUGAUGUAGUUUGAUACUUAGGAACAUAUAAAAAGGUAAUGCGAAAUUUGCCACUUUUGUUCCUCUUCAAAGUUUUGGUUUUAUAAAAGCAAAUAGAGUGAAUGAAACGAGAUGGAUUGAAAAGUUACAUAAACAUUUGAACAUUCAUUAGAAGACUAAUGAUUUUCUAUUAGUGUUUGAAUGUCUUCAUUCUUUUUAAAUUCAUGAAAAUUCUGUAUCUGAAAAAGCAUUACCCCCCCCUUUUACAUAGAUCAUUUUAUUUUUAUCCUAACAAUACUUUGUAUUUCAUUAUAAGGGCAUUUAUUGAGCUACAAAGAUGUAUAUAACAAAUUAAAAUCUUAUAUGAAUGAUAUUAAUUCUGCUUUUAGCAAACUGGGCUUCCUAAUACAAAAAUUUUAAUUUUCAAUUUUAAUCACGCUUUCAAAUAUGCACUGUAAAUUUCAUUUAAAAAAUUUUUAUAACCAUGGAACUGACUUCUUAGAAUGUUAUCUGUAAAUAUUCCACUGUUAAGUGCAUGUGGAAAAUACUAGUAUACAAUCUAACUUCCAUAAACACUAGUUUGCCAAAAUUUUAUUUUUCUACAUAUUGAACUGUGUUCUGAAUUUUUACUCAAAAUCCAUAGUAAAUAUGUAAUAAAGGCAGUGACACACUUAAUGGAUUAGAUUCUUUUCCCAAAUCCUAAGUACAAACAUUCUGGCUUUUUUUUUAUGUGUAUGUCAGGUUAUACAAUAGGCUGACCAUUGUUCAGGAGGAUUGCUUAAAGUGUUCAGUAACAGGCACACUCACAGUACCACUGGCAUAUGAAUUUUGUUAUGACAGAAGUAACCAUUCAGGGGAGGUGUGAGAGAAUGUAAGUCAGCAGAUCUGACAGAGAUGGCUUUCAGGUAGGGUUUCAGGGUGCUGGUCCCUCUAGCAAGAAAUUACCAUGCACCAGGUUAAAGCUUCUCAGAGCCCACAAGACUAAACCAGCUUACCAAGGAAGACUUAAUUUUGGAGACGCCAUCUCAUCGCCACAUUUCAUACCCUACUGUAGAUUAUCUACUCCCUGGCAGUCAGAACAGGUAGAGAAAUGUGAGUGCCACUUUUUUCUUCCUCCUUCUUAUAAUUGAACUGAGCUGGAACAGCCAGAAAGGAAUUAGAAGUACAAGGCUCACUGUGCCUGGACAUAGCUCAUGACUGAGCAGGAGAUGAGAGGAUGCUCAGACAGGUUCACGUUGCUGCUUCACUUUAAUUUAGACACCUCACCAGCAUCAGUGGGAGAGGGUCACAUUUUCAUCACUCACGUCAGUUGUCUGUCUUCCAGAGAAAGAACCUAUCAGUACUUGGUGUUUUUUCUGUACUUCUUAAACAGUUAAAAGUAAAAAUGUUAACUGCUGACAUCACUUACCCAACCUGUGUCAUAUUACCCUGAAAACUGUAUGGGACAGUAUGUGUCGACAGGGAACUUCACGCCUGUUAAAAAUGACCCUCACUGAGAAGUUGCAACUGGACAGAGAAAACUCCAGAUAUGUAUAGGAAGCUCUAACUGGGUUUCUGAGAGGGUGAAAACCUGGAACUGCCUGUCCCUUCUGAGGACUUGUCACUUGGGGAUACGAUGGUUCAUAGUUGUGUGGAUGCUGUGCUACACGAGACUGCUGUUAAAAAGUCGUCUUCUGAAGGAGGCCCAGUGUUGCUCUGCUGGCCACUUGUAGUUCUUACCCAGCUGCUUUCUGAGUAAACCACUGCCAAGCUAAAGCCUGCUGUAGGCCUGCUGAGUCCUAAUGUUUGAAUCCAGAACAAUGUGGUAGACAUUGCAGAAUAUCUUUUGUUGAAACAUGUAUGAGAAAAUAAAAGUUCUCCAACACUC